Peronospora farinosa is the source of this 1776-nucleotide messenger RNA. NCBI's taxonomy places the organism in Eukaryota, Oomycota, Peronosporomycetes, Peronosporales, Peronosporaceae. The record is from the annotation of a GenBank genome assembly.
AUGGCAGAAGGAAGCGUCAUGACGGCCCCAGUGACAGGUCCUACUGGUCGCACAGACCCAACGUCAUCAUUCGAUACCUGGUUAUUACAAAAGCUUCGUCUCGAGUGGAGUUCGUGUGAGUUUGGUGGCCUCUUGACGUCUUCCAAGCUCGCAGAGGCUCGUGCUAGUUUUUCGCACUUAGAGACGCCUAUUAAGGUUCGUCUAUUGCUGUCACUAUUAAGCGUCCGCCAGGACGAAGUGGACGUUACUGGGACUACGGCACAGAACGAAGCAAAUGCGCUGCUGUUACUGGCAGAACAGGAUGCGGAGGAUUGGGUAAAGGUCAGCGCCGGUAUCGUCAAGCAGUUUCUAGUGCUCCAGGCUGUUGGGCGACCUGUGGACUCGUAUCUGCAUGCGCAGCUCGAAGCAACGGCCUCAAAAGUCGUGCAGACAGUUGCUACAUCCUCUCAGACACGUCGCAGUAGCAAGAGCUCAAUGGACGUGGCUCUGGACGACUUUUUUUCACUAGAGAACGGUCUAUUGAACCCGUCGCUGCGUCCUGCAUUGACACUGACGGCUGCUACGCACUUUACAGUGAAUGGAGAAGACGACGAUGAUAAUGACAAGGAGGACGAAGUGGGUACGUCACCUGUGAAGAAGCCGCUGCAUCGGCCGCAGAUGGCACGGCCGUUGGGAUCGUCAGGUGCAAUGACGGCUUCGGCUGCUGGUGCGACGACACCAGUUUCGAUGAGGUUGACGCAACAAACGACGAAACCUCUUGCAGGAAAAAAGAAUAUGGCCAAAAUGUCGUCGGAGAUCCGACGGAAAGCAGAUGCGGGGCGAUUUAAACGACAGAGAAGUCGCAUUUCGAUGAUUGACAUUAAUGAAGUGAAGCAGAUAAAGUCGGAGAAGGCGCAGAAGGCGGAAGAGAGGAAGAAGCAGAAAUUAGCAGCAAAGGAAAAAGAAAAAGCAAAGGAGAAGGAAAAGGAGAAGGAAAAGAUUGACGCAAUUGCAGCGGGUGUUGCUGCUGACGUAGAUGCGAAAAGCGGGGCUGCAGAUGCCAUUGCCACGUCAGCUUCGGUCAAUGAUGAGCAUGCUGCCAUAGCUGCUGAUAUUUUUGCAAUGCACCAGCAAGCUGGUCUGGACGACCCGGUGCAGCAGUAUGCUCAACACCAGAUGCAAGUGGAAGGCAGUGUCGAGCACGCUGAGGUUACCCCGGUCGCUGGAGUUGAGGGCGACUACAUUCCCGAUGGAACACAGGCGUUACUGAAUGCCGCUUUCCACUCCACACAAGACAUUAUGAAAGAGGUUGUGAGCCAGCAAAACCAGCACAUGCAGGGGCAACACCAAAUGCAGCACCAACAAUUGCAGCAGCCUCCGUACCAGGACCUAUAUCGAGCUCAGCAACAAAUGCAAAUGCAUCACUUGGCUCCUCAGCAGCAGUAUCACCAAGGAUUCGAGCCGGAGGGUGCUAGUAUCACCAACGCGAAUACUGGCGGUAUUCCAAUGGGAUUUGGAGGCUACAACUACGGCACUGCUGCGGGAUAUUUCGGCGACCAAUUUGGCAACUACGGCGCCCCACAGGAUACGAAUGCGUUCAGUUCAGCAGGGUAUCCUACUUCGGCUAUGGGUCAGCCGGAUAAUGGCAUGAAUGGCAUUGGACUGCCUUCUCUUGGUGGUCGACAGUUGGGUUUCGACCCUACGUCGCAGCAGCAACAGCACCAGCACCAACAGCACCAGUACCAGCAGCAAAAUAAUGGAGGAUACAUGGGUGGAUCCGGGGAAUUCUGGCGAUAG